AUGAAUGAAUGCCAUCCUCGUGACACACCCAUGAUCACUAGAGAAGCUAGAAAUAAAAAUAUAGAAAAGAAUCCAAAUGAAUCUAGAAAAGUAGAAGUCCUAUAUAGAGAAGCUAUAGGUAGCUUAUUGUAUUUAGCCAACGUAACUAGUCCUGAUAUAUCGUUUGCUGUAAAUCUUUUAUCUAGAAGUCAAUCGAAUCCUACUGAACAAGAUUGGAUAGAUGUUAAAAGGAUUCUUAGGCAUCUUAAAAGAACAAUAGACUUGAGUUUAACUUAUCGAGGAAUUAAACAAGAUAUAGAAAUUUAUACCGACUCUAGUUUUAAAGAUAAUCCCGAUUCCACUUAUACAAGUGGAUUAGCUGUAUUUUUGUUUGGAGACACUAUUAUGUGGAGAAGUCAAAUGCAAAGAAUUCCGAAUUUCUCUACUUGUUCCGCUGAAUAUUAUGCAAUGUGUGAGGGUUGUCAAGAAGGUGUUUCGUUGGACAAGGCUAUUAGAGAUAUGCUAGGAAAAACAAUGUACCCAAUUACACUAUUCUGUGAUAACAAGGAUGCUAGACAAUGUACUCAAAAGGAAGGGAGUCACAGAUUGAAAGAUUUGAUGGCGAAACAAAUGAUAUUAGAACAAAGUGCCAUGACGGAAGUUCCGGAGGAGGAACAGGAUUAA
This is a messenger RNA of Belonocnema kinseyi, 663 nucleotides long. RefSeq names its product secreted RxLR effector protein 161-like. The transcript has 2 exons. Gene Ontology annotation, molecular function: nucleic acid binding. The coding region runs from base 1 to 663 and encodes 220 amino acids. NCBI's taxonomy places the organism in Eukaryota, Metazoa, Arthropoda, Insecta, Hymenoptera, Cynipidae. The record is from RefSeq and is a predicted model, not a curated record.